[Torrubiella] hemipterigena is the source of this 5024-nucleotide messenger RNA. NCBI's taxonomy places the organism in Eukaryota, Fungi, Ascomycota, Sordariomycetes, Hypocreales, Clavicipitaceae. The record is from the annotation of a GenBank genome assembly.
GGGACAAUUGCAUUGUAUGGCAGCAAUGGCGCCAGCAGAAAAGGCCGAUGGUGUUUUCGAACACGAGGAUCACAAGGCAGCUUUCAUAUUUAACCCGGACGAUGACGGCGGCAAGAGUUCGCGGCCGAACAAACGCCGUAGAGUAUCAAAAAAACUGACCAAAAAAGACAAUGUAUCGGAUUUAGAAAACGUAGGCCUUUUUACACCACUCCUCAACGGUGCUGAAAAGCCAGAGUGCGUUGCGCUGCGGCAAACGCUCUUCGAAGAUAGUUGGCGGGACAUCGACGGAAGAAUACAGAAAAUUCUUCGUGAUUCGAAUUCUGCAAUUUUGGAACAAGUUACAACGUUUGUGGCGGACUCACAGUCGAAGACCAUUGACAAGAUCCCAUCGACGUUUGUUAUUACCGGUCCCGAUAUCGCCGCUCAAGAACUUCUCUUUGAUCAAUUAGCGGAUACACUGCAGACUGCCACCUCCGGCAAAUUCGUACGACUUCGGUCGUCGGAGACGGCGUCUCUCAAGGCGGCGUUGAAGCGAAUUAUUCAAGUUGUCACAACAAAAGGUGACAACGAAGAUGACGAAGAUGAAGAUGAAGGCGUCAGAACACAAGGCGGUCGAAAGUAUCUCGACUAUGAUCUCGAAGCACUCCAUGCGUUUUUAAAGACUCAGCACUACGACCACGUCUUUGUAUCUUUUCAAGAUAGCGAAGGCUUUGAUAGCGGCCUCCUCUCAGAACUUGUAACACUUCUUCGGUCUUGGCGGCCGAGAAUACCAUUCACCUUGCUAUUUGGUAUUGCCACAUCAGUUGAACUGCUCCAGGCUCGCCUCCUUAAGUCCGCUUGCCGACAGAUCUAUGGAGCUCAAUUUGACGGCGUUCAAACAGAAGCUACGCUCGAAACGAUCUUCAAAGCAUCAAUAGCAGCCUCCGAUAUUGGACUGCGGAUGGGCCCUCUGGUGCUGCGCUGGAUGCUGGAUCGUCAGCGGGACCAAGUUGCAGGUAUACAGCUGUUUGUAAGCUCGUUAAAAUACGCAUACAUGUGUCACUUUUACGCGAACCCGCUCAGCAUUCUGCUGUCUGAUCAGGACAACUUCCAACAAGAGCAUUUGGACGCGAUUCGAAAUACCCCGUCAUUCCGUGCUCAUGUAGAAGCAUCGGUUGCUGAUGGCUCUUUGGACUCACUUAAUCAUGCAAAGUCCAUGAUUGAAGAUGACAGCUACCUGAAGCAGCAAAUACAAGCAAGUGCUAAGAGUCGCCAAGCCUGGAUAAACGAGCGACUUCGCUCGCUUCUGAUAUUAGAGACAGCAGGUCUCAAACUCGGAAGCUUUUCUCGGGCAUAUGUUGAUGCCAUGCGACAAGGUAUCCUGAUGGGUGAGACCUCUGCAUUUGUGGAGGGUGUGCGCCGGCUAAGCAUGGACAAGUUGCAAGACAUGCUGCGUCGAAUCAUCGAUAUUGUCGCAAAUGGCGACAGCAGCCUAAACCUGACGGGCCUAGAUACAGCGCAAGGCAAGGCGUUGCAGGCGGGUCUGGAAGAACAGCUGGAGCAACUGAUUGGCCUUCGAACGCGAGCGGAAGAAGCCGGUCUCACUGUACGAAGCAAGUACAUGGGCCACGGCAAGGUUAUGCGAACAACGGUGAUUGCUCAGAAGGUGCAGCUGAGCCAAGACUCGGCUGCGCUGGGCGACGAAGACAGACAGCUCACAGCCAUUAUCGACUCGGUGACGAGCCUGCUCGCCGAGCAUCGGCAUGAUGAGACAGUCCCUGGGCACGAUAUCCCGUUUUCUGAGGGAUGGGUCUACGACUCUCGUAACCCGUCUCGCGACGUUUUUGUGCCUCGUCCUAGACUCAUCUUUGAAAGGUGUCUUUUGCGUCCGCAUGACUACCUGGUUUCGGGAGAUGAGCCAGACGCUGUUGGGGUUCAAGCUCUGCAGCCGGCAACGGCGAUCCUGUACCAAAUGUACCAGGAGGCGGGAAGCCUGAUCAAUGUUGCCGACUUGUGGUCAGCAUUCUACACUAUGACCUCUGGACGAGGGAAAAGGGAGACUGGGGAGGAUCAGGAGGAGCCAGUCGCAGAAGAUGAGGAGGAAGAUGAAGAAGGUGAGCGGCGAGCGUUGGUCAUCUUCUAUCGUGCCUUGGCAGAACUUCGAAAUCUGGGGUACAUCAAAGCAAGCAAGAAGAAGACGGACCAUAUUGCUAAGGUGAAGUGGCUGUAGACAGACCUGAUCUCCCGGCCCAGAUAACCAAAACAUACAGACGAAACUCGACGAAUAUUUCUUACCGAAGAGUGCUAGGUAGAUGGUUUAAAACAAAUCUUCACAUGAGACCACCACCACCACCCUUGCUGUUAGUUGAUCUACCUAUCACUGGGUAAGACGCGGUGUUUCCGCUGGACAGCAAAGAACACAAAAUGUUGAGCAUGUUUAAGACGAUCGAUCCUGAGGCCUCCACGUGAAAAGGAAUGUUCCAAGGCCAUUCUUCAGGAUCGGCCCAACCUUGCCGUGCAACGGGCCCGAUUACGUCGUCACGCCGGGGAUGUGCAAGGAGCCAUGCAUUCAACGCUUUGGCCCAAAAGAGGCGGUAAAGCCUAACGAGCGAAUAGGAAGCACGCGAUCAUGAUUUCGCAGCCUCCUUUGACGUGGAAAAAGCAAUUCUGGGACAUGGCCGGCGCGAGUGACCAAGCAGCAUGAUGCGCAAUGUUUCGCUGCGGGAGACGACAAGUCGGCUUCUCGACACGUCAAUGGCCAGCCUCUCGGGUCCGAGGUGUCCUAGAAACUUGAACUGUAGCGCCUAGACGAGGGGGCAAAAGGGGUGGGAGGUUUUUUGGUGAUGAGGCUGUCCACGACUUCUGGUCUUUUGUGGCGUUGUGAAUCAGAUCAGCGAGACACAGGGUACCAAAAAUAGGUGCGUCGUUUAUAUGCACCACAGCGCAGACACACCCUUUUUGCUUUGCAGGCAGGGCCCCUUGAAUCCAGCACCCGCUUCAGCCUGUCUCUUGCGCUGGAUGAAAUGAACCAAGGUUCUGCGAUGUGCCGGCUUUUGCCAAGUUUGGUUUACAGGAUGCCUUGGGCGACUUGGACCGCGGACAAGUGUCUCAUCCCGCUUUUGAUAUCAUUUACACCGACCGGCUGCAAGCCACCCCUUUUUUUUUGUUUGCUUGAAGUUUGGAUAUAUCCUCCAUCACAAAAAUUAGCAAUUAAUUUAUUCGUUAAUUAAUCCGGCUAUUGAUUAAAAAAAGAGGCCGCUCCUGGGGGCCGGGGCGUUCGCAGCGAACAAAGCCUCCCUGCAUUCAGAAUGGAGAACCCAGCUUUUAGCGUGGCCUACUAACACCGCGGGUAUGUGACAUAUACUUUUGCGGGAUCCGGAGGAUAAAGUCAGAGUAAGGUAGUAUCUAGUUUGUUGUAAAGCGAGCUAGUGCCGAGGGGAAAAAAAAUAAUCUCGGUGGAAGGGAAAUUUGCACGAAACCAGAGCGUGGGUGAUGGAUGAUCUGACGAUGACCUGUUGUCUCGGUUUGAUGAGAACAGUGUGUGGGCGACUUUGACCAUCGGCAGUGCGGUCAGCGAGCCGAUGAAACCAGAACAAGAUACGGAUUCGCUACAGUAGCAGUCAAAACGGAAAAUACGUCAGUCGUUCGUCCGUUGCAAGCGAAUACGCAGGAGGAUUACAAUGGGACGGACAUGACAAACCUUUGGAACAGCAUCCGGCGAGCCAGUAGCCCACGCGUCAUGACCAUUUUAAUUUUUUUUGCCACAGCUAAAUAAACGACGACUUUAGCAUGAAAAGGCCAGCUACACCGGAGAAGAAGAGCAGAAAGCAGAAAGAAAACGGCAAGGCUCCGCUGCUAUCGACGGCCGAACCCAUAUGAGGCCCCAGCAAUGUCUCACUUUGACUUGUCGUUAACCUGCCGCCGCUCCCCACCUUUUCAGCUUCAGGUUUCGCACGUCUCUUCUCUUUUACCCUUUGGUAAUUGCUUCCGGGCGAGCUGGUUCCGGAAACCCGCACUUGUCCAGCGAAACGGGCGGGUGCGGCGACCGACAGGUUGCGAUGCCGGGUUUGUUGGUGUUGUUGUAAGACAAUAGACAUACGCUGGGCUGACUGACGUUGCGCACUCAAUCUCGCCAGGCUUUGUUUUGCGGCGGGCUUGCUUGCUUGCCUUGCUUGCAGUGCAUAGCGUAUUAAGUUAAUUGAAUGUAUGUUAUCUGCAGGUAUGAUGUGAUGUGAUGUGAUGGUGGUGGUGCACAAAAGCAUUCAUUCAUUCAUUCAUCCUGUAUUGUGUAUAAUUCCUUUUUUUUAUGUGCGCCUCACUGUUGGGCGGCUUGCUUUUGCCAUUGUGUGUCUUGCCCCCUUUUCUUUUUCCAUUAUUCUCCUCCCUUUUUUUUAAACUAUUCCCUGCUCUUUCCUUUUUUGUUUCUUCGACAUUUCUAUAAUUGGAACCCAGCACGAUGUGCAUCGUAGACAAACAAGCCAUUAAACCAAAAAAAAAACAAGGGAGGUUGACGAUUUCGCCCGAACAAAGAGGCUGGACGCCCUCUGUUGGGGGAAAGGUUGAGCGCUGUAACGAACCGCUAUAGCGUACCCACCGACCGCCUGUAAGUGGGCACUCUUUGCAUGCAGCAGGGCUGCGAACAAUGGCCAACCUCUCUCUCUUCAGCCUCUUUCUUUUAUGUUAUGUUGUGUUAUAUGCAGCCAGCCUUUUGCAUACGUUGCCAGCCGCAUGGGGGGCUGCUUAGUAGUUAUGCAUAAGGAAACAAUAUUCCAUGUGUUUCUGUACAAACCUGAAUAUAUCCACUGAGCUGGUUUUCGCAUCUGCAGCCGCAGCAGCAGCAGCCCUGGCUGGGCUGGGCUAGGCCUAGAGGCUAGGUAGGGGACAUCAAGUCCUCGUUUACAGCGUUUGCGUCAUAUCACCACCGCCUGAAGAACACGGGCAGCGAAAGAAAAACCCUUGCUCUCGAGCAAAUGAACGGCCAGGCGUGUCUCACCCGUGCCCACCUAAAAGAAAUGUCUUGAACGGUGCGGCGCUGAAAAAGAAAA